This is a messenger RNA of Pantherophis guttatus, 2712 nucleotides long. RefSeq names its product lin-52 DREAM MuvB core complex component (gene LIN52). Gene Ontology annotation, cellular component: DRM complex. Lineage: Eukaryota; Metazoa; Chordata; Lepidosauria; Squamata; Colubridae. Gene Ontology annotation, biological process: regulation of DNA-templated transcription. The record is from RefSeq and is a predicted model, not a curated record.
AAAAAGAGCUGUCAAGAGUACAGGCUCCCGCGUGAAAGGGGUGGGGGGUGGGGAGGUGGAGAUUGGGCUGUCAUGUGAUGGGCUAAGAUGGCGGUCUCUACGGAAGGUUCAGACUUGGAAGCCUCAUUGCUGAGUUUUGAAAAGUUGGACAGGGCAUCGCCAGACUUGUGGCCAGAGCAAUUACCAGGUGUUGCUGAAUUUGCAGCUUCUUUUAAAAGUCCCAUCAGCAGUUCUCCACCUAAAUGGAUGGCUGAAUUAGAAAAUGAUGAUAUUGACAUGUUGAGAGAGCUGGGAAGUCUCACUACAGCUAAUCUGAUGGAGAAGGUUAGAGGUUUACAGAAUUUGGCAUAUCAGUUGGGACUGGAUGAAUCCAGAGAAAUGACUAGAGGGAAAUUCCUGAACAUCCUGGAGAAACCCAAAAAGUAACUGAAUAUGUACUACACUUAAAAAAAAGCAGCAGCACCUUGUUAUUUCAGAACUUCUAGAAUUGUCCACAUAAGCUGAAAUGAAAGGACCAAACUCAUUGUUUCACCUUUCUUUUGAGGAUAACUGUUCUGGAUUACUUCAGCAUUGGCCAGCAUCAGUUCUCUUAACCUCUUGGCUGCAGCUGAUCCUGCCCUACUUACCUUAAUGAAAAGAAAACUCAUGUACUAUAAUAAUAAUAUGCAUCUUGUGGUAAUAGCCUUGUCCGAGAGCAGUACACAGCAUGGCACUUCUGUACGUAUGUCCAUCCCACAUUAUUACAAGACAAGCACUUUAUAAGACUCACUACUGGACAAAUGCAUAAUUUGAGAUGAAAACUGACUAGUAUUCUUUAAUAUAGAUAAUCCUAAUUUUAUAAUUGUAGAAGUUAUAAAUUUUUUAUUGAUUUUUAUUAGGUACAAAGGCUGCAGAAAAAAUAAGGAUUGUAUCAUUCUUGCAUGUUCGUGUAAUUUUAGAUAUAGGAUGGGAUGGGAGGUUACAUUCCAUCAAAUUUCUGUUUGGUUGAUUUUAAGCUACCUAAAUGUGACUGCAAUGGAAGUGUGAAGAAAAAACUAAAGAAGAUAAUAAGAAAAAAACACACUCAUAUGAAGAAAACAUGUGUCCUGUGCUCAGCUUAAUCUUUCGUUCAACUUUAGAUCUCUUAUGUCUUAAAAAAUGUCUAAAGGCAAAAAAAAUUCUCUGUCAUAUCAGAAUUUUCCCAAAAGCAAAUAAUAUCUUUUUAGGCUACCUGUUUUGUAUUAUAUUCAUAGCUCUAGAAAAGAUAUCUCCAAAUUGGGUAUCUCUUUCAGGUAUACAUAGAAGAUGCUUUAUACAGUAUAUAGAAGUAACAAAUUAUAUAUUGCAAAGCCCUGAUUUCUCUUUAAGUCUCCUUCUUUUCCAGAUAUACUUUUAAAAUAGCUGGCUGGCAAGACACCAGGUCAAGGUCUUUUCCUUGUAUUGGUUUCUCUACAAUAAAGUACUGAAUAGGGUUUGCCUGAAACUGGUGCUUAGAUUUGUGAGAUAUGGUGACUUGAAAAUAUUGGAGUUGAAAGUGUCAAAUUAGGAAAAGUUGUGCUAGUUACAUUUGGCGAAUUACCAAGCUAAAUUUAGCACUUUUACAUCGCAUUAAAGUGAUAUUAGAGUAUCUCUCCCAUUGUGGAAUAAACAGAAUUAAGAAAGGCCUAAUUUUGGAUUUUGGCCUGCAAAUGUUUUAAUAAAAACCUUUUUUCUGUGAUGAAAAACAAUAUUAAUAUUGGAUUGUAUAUCAAAAAUUUGAUUUUUUAAAAAAGUUAACAUCCCAACAAAUCUUUGAAGUUUUCAAUAUGCAGCUGUAUACUGUUCCAUUUACUGUAGCGGUAUUGCAACUUUGGAAAUGUAAGAAUACAAUAUAAGCAAGAAAACAGUAUGCAAUUUAAUAUAUACUGUAAAUGAUGACCAUUUUCUGUGUUCUGGUAGUUUGUAAAUUACAUGAGUGAGAUAUUUCUCGUGUACAGCAAAUCAGCCAUAUUUCCAUUUUAAAUUAUUAUAUAUAUAUAUAUUGCAUUUUUUCUAGAACAGAGGUUCUAGAUUAGAACAUUCUAAUUACAUACAUCAAAUGGCAAUUCACAAAGUUUGCCCUGUCAUGACAUUAUAUUUGCGGACCUAAGAUUCACAUGCGAAAAUAUUACAUCCGUGCCAGUGAUGGCAAAACUAUAAAUGAUGAUGAACAGCUAGCAAAAAAAUAUUAGGAGCAGGAAAAAAUGUGCUUACUGCUCAGAGAAAAAGUUUGUUUUUUAAUGGUAACCUAUUAUUUAUAUUUUUGUUUAGGAAUACUGAAAUUGUUACCUUUUUUGUUUGUGGGUUUUAAUAUAUAAUAACUCAGAGUUGAGCAUUCUGAAAUAUCUUAAUGAUUGAAGGAUGAGGGAGAGGGAGAUUUUAAAUCUUACAUUAAAGAUAAAGGGGUUGACUUUUGAUGUAUUAUUUGUUCAAAAUACAUUUGGAGCCUUGGUUAUAGGCAACAUAUAGAUAAGAUACCCACUGCCAGGAUCUGAUUAGUUAAACUCUUUUACAUUUGAAAACAUUUCUUUUUAUUAUAAAAAUUUGUAAUUCUGAACAUAUACCCAAUUAUUGGUAUAUAUGCUUUAAGUAGAGAUAUUUAUAUUUUUAAUGCAUAGAUCUGUUAAAUAUUUAGUAAAAGUGGCCUACAUCAGUAAUUUGUAUGUUACAAUUUUGUGUUUUUGAUAGUAAAUAAAAAGUUACAUUUUUAAAACA